CGUUGUUUGUGCAGCUUUUCUCAGGAAGCACAAUCUCGCGUUUAGAUACAUUCGCGUAUGUUCCGUAGCCGUACAAACACACUCUUCCAUUAUGAGAAAAAACAAUUAGACACAGUUUGGAUCCACUAUUCUUACGAACCGUGCGUUGUCUACACUCCAGUGCGUGAUACCAUUGUGCGCGGGUGGUUGGACCGAAAUUUGUGUAGCGAUGCUCACAUCGAAGAUAUCGAAAGUGGGGAAAGUGGUAAUAUGUGGAGCAAAAGGUGUCGGAAAAACGGCCAUCCUGGAGCAGCUGAUCUAUGGCAAUGUGUCGAUCGACUCGGAACUGCACAGCACAAUCGAAGAUACAUACGUGGCCAGUGUCGAUACUGGUAAGGGUAGCCGAGAUAUGCUUCGCAUUUAUGACACGGCCGGUUUGCAGGGUAACGUGCAGCUUCCCCGACACUAUCUGCUCUACCCGGAUGCGUUUAUUUUAGUAUACGACCCAAGCGAUCCAGCCAGUUUAGAUAUGCUUGCUGGUAUCAAAAGUGAUAUCGAUAAGUAUAAAGAGAAGAAAGAGAUGAUUAUAGUUGUGAUAGCAAACAUGCGUUCUCGCCAGAUACGUGCAACGGGCCCGACGCCGGUCAAUGCCUCCACUGGGGGUGGAACGAUACCAUCCUCCCCGAAUGGUAACCACUAUAACAAUGGCAACAACCAAAUAAAUAACAACGAUCUUAUUGAAUCCAAUCUCAACCGGGCAAACAAUUGGUGCGCACGUGAGCGCAUCAAACAUUACGCGGUCAAUGCCAUGGAACGGGCCUCCUUGUACGAACCGUUCAUCCAGUUGGCCAUUCGCCUGUAUCCAACACAAACCAAAAGUACAUUUCCUCAGCUGAGGCAGCUGACACAGAAAACAUCCAAAGUUGACAACAGUUAAAAACACAACUUAAAAGGGUACUACAGCACUACUUUUUAGUUCUACACAGCAAUUUACUCGCCGUUUGUUGAUUGUUGGAAAGAGCUCCAAACCAAAAAUCUAACAGACAUCGGUUAUUGAGAGUGUAUCAUACCAAUUAGAAAAAUGAUCUUCAAGAUGGGUCUGACGGAUCUUAUUCUACUGUUACUUACUUAAGAGGAUAUGUGAUCUUUUGCGAUGUUCUCUAAAAUAGCAUACGAUAACUGUACCAGUUUUGGUCAACUCAGCACAUUCACCGACAAAAACCGCGCACCAAGGUUCCAAUUAUUAUCUACGAUUUUUUUUCCUUUUGGCAAACAAAUUGCUAAAAGCGAUGACCAAGAUCUUUGCUUCUUACCGAAUGAUCCACUCAUUCACGCCAGUGUAAUGUUUGCUUAAUAUUUAAGUAGCAAGAAGGGAUUUGUUUUCGAGAAAAUGUUGAUAACUUUUCCAAUUUUUGGCCUAAACUGGUACAUUUACCCUAUUUCUGCAGAGUUGUAUUGCCUUUAUUAUUAUUGUAUUUUUCUGGAAACGCUGAGUUAGUUUACGUCUAAGUUUAUUUUAUUCUCUUCAUAAUUAUAACGAUUUUAUUUUCCACAAAAAAAGUGGUUCCUUUGUGGCUAAAGGAUCGCUGUUUUUUAUCUGUGACGUCGGUUUAAUCUGUGUACAUUUAUCCUUUAAAAGCAAGAGCAGUACUUAAACAUGGUAGUAAAAAAAUUAUAUCAAAUAAAUAAGACUACAUACUCGUGUUAUA
This is a messenger RNA of Anopheles coustani, 1688 nucleotides long. It is a transcript of the gene kappaB-Ras, whose product is annotated as NF-kappa-B inhibitor-interacting Ras-like protein. NCBI's taxonomy places the organism in Eukaryota, Metazoa, Arthropoda, Insecta, Diptera, Culicidae. The transcript has 3 exons. Gene Ontology annotation, molecular function: GTPase activity; GTP binding. The record is from RefSeq and is a predicted model, not a curated record. Bases 209 to 916 code for a protein of 235 amino acids. Gene Ontology annotation, biological process: canonical NF-kappaB signal transduction.